CGAACAAGCAGCAGCGUCAUGGCGAUGCCAAGCGACCUCAUCAACCGCAUCCUGAGCUUCCUCGACAGCAAGUCGGUGGCCCGCGCCUCGUGCGUCGCGCGCGCGUGGCACGACGCCAGCCAAGCGCCAUGGCUUUGGGCGCGGCUCUGCGAACACCACUUUCGCAGCCCGUUUCUGCGCACGCGCGCCGACUACGUUCGGCAAUGGACCAUCACGCGCGAUACGCUGCGCCUCCACUUGGCCAUGUACAGCGUCUUCUUUGACCAGAUGUACCUCCUCUUGGGCUGCGCCGGCGCGAUCGGAUGGCUCUUUGGCGCCCAGCCUUUGCUCCUCGCGCUACGCCUCGAUGGCGUUCUUGGUUCCAGCGACGUGGCCUCGGCGCAAUCGUUUGCGCUAUUGCCAGGACUCUACGUACCCAUCAAAGCGAGUGUGAUCAGCCUGCUCUACUCGCGCCUCCGGCCGCUCGAGCGCUACGUGCUAUCGUACGCAACCGAGCUGCGGCACCUCGUACUCACACUCGACUCGUGGACGCUCUUGGUCUACUUGAGCGUUGGCUGCGGAGGCCUCCAGCUGUUGCCGUCGUUUGCGCAGUGGCUUGCGUCCGUCUCGCUGCAGGGGCUGCUGCUCUGCGCCUGCAGCAGCGCCGCGCUCGCCGUUCACAUUGUGUGGCCCGAGCCAUAUCGCGCAACAACGCUGCGCUGCCUCGCGUGCCUCCUGCUGAGCACGCUCUUGCACACAGUAUCGCCGACGUCGCUGGCGCUCUUGCCGCUAAGUAUCGUCGUCGUGCUCUACCUUCGCGCACUCUUAACAUUUUGGCGCCCGUCGCUCAUCGACGUCGUGCGCCACGUGGUCCGUGACGGCGGGUUUCCCCCUCUUCUCACAGCGCUAUUGUGGUAUCUGCGCUAUAUGCAGUGGCUGCCCGUACCGUACACGCUACUGCUUGUCGAGUAUGGCGUCUGGGUCACCGAUGGCCCGCUCUUGCCGGCGCUGGAGCGCGUCUUUAGCGCUGCCAUCGCAUCGCCGGCCCGCGUCCAUCGGUCGUCGCCGCGCUGGUGCUGGUCGUACGACUACUACCGCGCGUACAUGGCCCCGGCCUAAGUAUCCUUUAGUCGAUACAACACAUUAUUGUUGUAUACUAUGUGCAUGUCGCAUAUAUAUGUUAGUCGUAAAUGUCUAAAUAAAAAACUCGCCGUCCUCGCGCCGUGUCGAUGCACGCUCGUCAUCGUCGUCGUCGUCGGUCGUCGUCAUCACGUCCAACAGGAGCGCUUGCAUCCGAAGGUCGUCGACGUCGGCGUCGGUCUUUUUGUACGCGCGGCGCGGCGCGGUCGACUCGAUGACAACCAUA
Molecule: messenger RNA, 1345 nt
Organism: Saprolegnia diclina VS20
Lineage: Eukaryota; Oomycota; Saprolegniomycetes; Saprolegniales; Saprolegniaceae
Exons: 1
Coding region: 19-1098 (359 amino acids)
Molecular function (GO): protein binding
Source: RefSeq, a predicted model, not a curated record